AUGAUGAGAGAAAUUGAAGCUUUGGAGCGAAAACUUUUCUUUGAGCAAGUUGCUCUGAAUGUUACAGAAAAUAGAUGUGACUUUCUGGAUGACAACUACCGUCUUCUUCAUGACAAUGAGACGAACCUUUACUGGCAGAAGUCAUCCUGUCAAACAAACCUAAAGGCCUUGAAAAAGAAACAAGAGGCCAUUCAGUUCAGUCGAUUCAAAGACGAGAAUCCGCUGGAACAGUGGGUCGUCUGCUCGCUUCCAAAUCUUUACUUCGGAAGAGCUGAAACCUUAUCAUCAUGGCAUCAGUGUUCUCUUAGUUGA
Molecule: messenger RNA, 312 nt
Organism: Pocillopora verrucosa
Lineage: Eukaryota; Metazoa; Cnidaria; Anthozoa; Scleractinia; Pocilloporidae
Source: RefSeq, a predicted model, not a curated record